AUGAUAGAAAGCUACCAGUUUGGAUUUGAAGGCCUUUUUUCCCCGUGUUGGAGUUGCUUCUCUCUCUCUCUUUCUUUCUCUCUCUCUCUCUUUCUUUCUCUCUCUCUCUCUCUCUUUCUCUCUCGCUCUCUCUCUAUCUAUCUAUAUAUAUAUAUAUUAUGUCUGUUCAUAUCUAUCUAUCUAUCUAUCUAUCUAUCUAUCUAUCUAUCUUUGUCUGUUUAUGUAUCUAUCUAUCUAUCUAUCUAUCUAUCUAUGUCUGUUUUUCUAUCUAUGUCUGUUUAUCUAUCUAUCUAUCUAUCUAUGUCUAUCUAUCUAUCUAUCUAUCUAUGUCUGAUUUUUAUCUGUCUCUCUAUCUAUCUAUCUAUCUAUCUAUCUAUCUAUCUAUCUAUCUAUCAUUGUCUGUUUAUCUAUCUAUCUAUCUAUCUAUCUAUGUCUAUCUAUCUAUCUAUGUCUGUUUUUUAUCUAUCUAUCUAUCUAUCUAUCUACGUCUGUUUUUCUAUCUAUCUAUCUUUGUUUAUGUAUCUAUCUAUCUCUCUAUCUAUCUAUCUAUGUCUGUUUUUUAUCUAUCUAUCUAUCUAUCUAUCUAUCUAUGUCUGUUUAUCUAUCUAUGUCUGUCUAUAUAUCUAUCUAUCUAUGUCUAUCUAUCUAUGUCUGUUUUUUAUCUAUCUAUCUAUCUAUCUAUCUAUCUAUGUCUAUCUAUCUAUCUAUGUCUGUUUUUUAUCUAUCUAUCUAUCUAUCUAUCUAUGUCUAUCUAUCUAUCUAUGUCUGUUUUUUAUCUGUCUAUCUAUCUAUCUAUAUAUCUGUCUGUUUAUCUAUCUAUCUAUCUAUAUGUUAAAUACUUAUAUCUUCUUUCUUUUCUUUAAUUAUCUCAUUAAUUCUUUCUUACUUUCUUUCUUUUUUUUUCUGUCUUUCAUUCUUUCUUUCUUUCUUUCUUUCUUUCUCCACGUUAGUGUCUUUAUUUCUUUUUCUACGCUAGUUUCUUUCUUUCUUUCUUUCUUUCUUCUUUCUUUCUUUCUUUCUUUCUCCAAACUCGUUUCUUUAUUUCUUUUUCACGCUAGUUUCUUUUCUUUCUUUCUUUCUUUCUUUUCUUUCUUUCUUUUCUUUCUUUCUUCACUCUAUUUCUUUCUUUCUUUCUUUCUUUCUUUCUUUCUUUCUUUCUUUCUUUCUUUCAGUUACUCACUGAAACCAAUGCCGACAAGAUUUUUAUUAUUGCUAAUACUUUUUAUCUAUCUAUCUAUCUAUCUAUCUAUCUAUCUAUCUAUCUAUCUAUCUAUCUUACUGUCUGUUCAAGUCUAUACAUAUCUAUCUAUCUAUCUAUCUAUCCCAUAUCUAUCUAUCUAUCUAUCUAUCUAUCUAUCUCAGUCCAUAUCUAUAUGUCUCAGUCGAUUCAUUAUCUAUUUAUCUAUCUAUUGCAUGUUGUAA
Messenger RNA from Acanthosepion pharaonis, 1422 nucleotides. The record is from the annotation of a GenBank genome assembly. Lineage: Eukaryota; Metazoa; Mollusca; Cephalopoda; Sepiida; Sepiidae.